This is a messenger RNA of Pistacia vera, 1352 nucleotides long. RefSeq lists its product as uncharacterized. Lineage: Eukaryota; Viridiplantae; Streptophyta; Magnoliopsida; Sapindales; Anacardiaceae. The coding region runs from base 267 to 1220 and encodes 317 amino acids. The record is from RefSeq and is a predicted model, not a curated record. The transcript has a single exon.
GUCAAAUGAGGAUGUGAAAUUGCAGUAAUAGUAGGUUAUUUCCGGUUGUUUCAGUUUCUGGUGAGAGUUUUGUUUUCUUUGUUUUUCUCUAACAAAGUAAUUAAUUGUAUAUUGUAGUUACUACUUACUCCCUUCUGGGUUCUUCAUUUUCCUCAAAAAGUGUGAUUUUUGAAGUGAGUUUGUUUUUGGAAUUUGGAGUAAAUCUAUUUGAGCAAUUUUCAAAAACCAAGAGUAUUCGUUACUGGGAUGUGAAUUUGAAGGCAAAAAUGAAAUCUUUCAGUGGUUUGGGUAUUGGUUUGAGCCUAGUUUUUGGUUGCCUUCUCUUAGCUCUUGUUGCAGAGUUAUAUUAUGUGUUAUGGUGGAAGAAGAGAAUCACACACAGACAAGAUAUAGAAGCUGACUACAGCAACCAUGCAAAGGAGUUAAUUAAACUUUUCUGCUGGAAAAAACCCUCUUCUUUACAUAGUACCAAUACUCAUCAAGAUAGAGAGCCAGACCAUAGUACCAAUACUCAUCAAGAUAGAGUGCCAGGCCACCCAGUUGCUAAUGCGCAUGAACCAGACCCUGAGUUAGGGACAAGCAAAGAUUUGUUAAUAAAAGCUUUAGGAGAUGAAAGUGAAGUUGCAGAGCUCAUGAGACUUCACAAUCUAGCUGGGCCUCCAAGAUUUCUCUUCACAAUCAAAGAGGAAACAAAGGAAGAUAUGGAGUCUGAUGAUGGGAAAUCUCGAGGAGGUGAUAGAAGCAGAAAAGGUUCCAGAGCAAAAAGCUUGAGUGAUCUUUUAGUUACAGUCGACUCCCCAUUUUUAACUCCUUUGGCUUCUUCACCACUCAAGUCUCCUUUGAAUCCUUUGGAUUCUUAUCACCACCGUGGAUUCAACCCUCUUUUUGAAUCAUCAGGAGCAGCUGGCUUGAAUGGAUUGAGGUCUUCCCCUCCUCCAAAGUUCAAGUUUCUGAGAGAUGCUGAGGAGAAAUUGUGGAAAAGAUUAUUGAUGGAAGAUGCUGAGAAAAGGAUUCCUAAGCAAGAGAAUUCAGUGCUUCAAGAUUCUGGUGUUAAAGCUCUUAACAUUUCAACAGAAGACACAGUAGAAGGGUCUUUUCUUAAGUUCAUUGUUGGUCAACAUUUACCGCAGUUUCCUUCAAGCACUUCUCAGGUACUUCCAUUGGCGACUUCACCAACAACAUUCAGACCACUAGACAAGAAGCCCGUUCUUCAUAAUUAGGUUGAUUCCCUUACAUAAUUAACAUGAAAUGGUUUCUGUUUAUUCUUUUUGAUUUGGUCAAUUAGUUUUUCAAGAUACUUGUGUAUUAAUCUGAGCUGCUUCUCUAAAAAUUUACUGCCCUUUCUUCUUCUU